AUGCUCAGAACAUCGCUCAAGUAUCAACCGAUCAAACGUUUGAUGUCUGAAUACGUCAGGUUCGGUGUCAAGGGCGUUUCCCGCGUAGUAACGUUGUCAAGACCCGAGAAACUCAAUGCCAUCUCGACUGAGAUGUGCAGCAAAAUGCUGCCUACUUUGCUGGAAUACAGCAAGAGUGACGUGAACAACGUGGUAGUGAUACGGUCAGACAGCUCUCCUCGGUCUUUUUGUGCAGGAGGUGAUGUGGCUACCGUGGCAGCACAGAAUAUCGCUGGCCGCCUUGAUCAGUCUCUGGAGUUUUUCCAACAAGAAUACUCACUUAACAUGCUACUUGCUACCUACAAUCGCCCCGUGGUCGUUUUGAUGGAUGGUAUAACCAUGGGAGGCGGUGUGGGUCUUUCGACCCAUGUCCCUUUUCGUAUAGCCACGGAAAACACCCGUUGGUGUAUGCCCGAAACAGACAUUGGAUUUUUCCCCGACGUUGGAACCACCUUUUCUUUGCCGCAGCUAACCACCGUGGGCGGUACAAAUGGCCAGCUUGCCUUGUAUCUGUGCCUAACCGGUGAUCUACUAACAGGCGCUGAUGUUUACGUGGCGGGCUUGGCCUCACACUACAUCCCCAGCCACAACCUCGCUGAUCUACAGGCAAGAUUGAGCGAGCUUCCGGUAUCGAGCCAGUCCGAUGACAUGUGGGAGAUCACUGGCACGGCUCUUGAAGAGUUUUCUGUUGGUAUGCCAGGCGAUUAUCAAUUUAAGUACUCCAACGCCCAGCUAGACGUGAUCGAAUCAUGUUUCGAUGUAGGUGCAUCGGGAAGCAUCAAAGCAAUUACAAGUGCCUUGGAAAAGGUCGUCGCCUCGACCUCCGCUGCUCCAGAGGAGAAAGAGUUUGCACGCAUUACUCUACAAAAGCUAGCUGCCAAGAGCGUAGUGUCGUUACAAGUCGCAGUCGAGCAAUUCCGCAGAAACAAACACUCCGAUAUCGAAUCUGCUCUGAAACAAGAUCUGGUUACCGCUUCUAACAUGUGCGAGGACCCAGUUUCUGAGUUUUCCCAGGCCACAAAGCACAAACUUAUCGAAAAGAAAAAGACAACCUACCCUUGGUCCAAAUCGAGCCUGACCAUGGAAGAAUUGUCCCGCCUCGUUUCUCCUCGUGCCUCAACAUCUGUAUCGUUGCACAAGCUCCCCGAGGCUGUGACCUGGAAAAAAUAUCCUAACCAUGCCAAAUUCAUGCUCCCAACCGAGCAACAACUAAAGGACUAUAUAACCGGCAACGACAACUCCGGAAGAUCGCUUGCUGUGUCUCGUGCCGAGGUAGUCAAGUAUUUUUCCCAGUAUAAUCCCUCUUCCAGAGGAAAAACCGGUAUUCAAUUUCUCUGCAAUCAAAUUUGCAGUAGAAAAUGCACCGUGGGCGAAGCAGGAGAACUCCACUGGAAAGAUAAAUCAUCACCAUAG
This is a messenger RNA of Lachancea dasiensis, 1452 nucleotides long. The record is from the annotation of a GenBank genome assembly. NCBI's taxonomy places the organism in Eukaryota, Fungi, Ascomycota, Saccharomycetes, Saccharomycetales, Saccharomycetaceae.